UUUAUCUGCUCAUUGUGUGUGUGUAAUCAUUAAAUUCGGUCCAGUAAUACGAAUGCAGGUGUAGGUUUUUUUGUUUUGUUUUGGAGAAUUGGAUAGAAUCAAAUUGUCAAUUACUGGCGAAUGACCUGAUGAGUUCAUUUUUGGUUCGACUGUCGAAUGGAUUUGGUCGGAUUUUUCAAUAUAAUGAUGAUGAUGAAACAAUAGAUUUGGUUUUCAUUGAUAUUAUCAAUGAUCAUCGCAGUGGAUCAAUGUUGUGGUCAACAUUAUUUGGGCGUUAUUGAAUCGGAUCAAUUAACAUUUGAUUUGAUUGCAUUACGGUUCCAUUAUUUAUUGGUAAAAUUUGAUCAUCUUUAUGCUUAUGGACCGAAUCAAGAUGUUUUUAAUCAAUUAGCAUUGGAUACAAUGAAUAACACUGGUCGUGAAGAUGUCAUAUUUAUCAAUCUUGAAGUUAAAGAUUUUGAUGAUCAUCAAUGUAUGGAUCGAUUGAUUUAUUGAUUAUUGAAUUUAUUGCUUAAUAUUUU
This is a messenger RNA of Dermatophagoides farinae (American house dust mite), 521 nucleotides long. RefSeq lists its product as uncharacterized. The record is from RefSeq and is a predicted model, not a curated record. Gene Ontology annotation, cellular component: endoplasmic reticulum lumen. Gene Ontology annotation, biological process: protein secretion. Lineage: Eukaryota; Metazoa; Arthropoda; Arachnida; Sarcoptiformes; Pyroglyphidae.